AUGGAGCGUAUUCCACCUGUUGUCGACAGAAAUGUCGCAGUCGAACCGCAUCAACAACCCCUCGGUAUCAACUCUCCAUUUACAAGACUUAAGAACGAUCUCCUAAGCAGGAGCGGUAUACGUCUUCCGAGGGAUGUGGAUCAUGCUCUGCGAUUUAGAGGGUUCAUGAGGGAUUUUGGAAGACACCCGCGCUUCAACGACCGGGAGGACGAAACGGCAUACCAUUCGAUUCGGGAUGGCGAGGAGGUCUCCUCACGCUUGUCCGCAGCCGAAUCACCAUCAAUCACGGAGAAGCCGCUCAGGAAAACGCUUCUGGGGGUGGGAAUCCCCGAUACGGACGUAACCACGUUGCCAGUGCGUCGGCGGACCCGGCCACUGCGACUGUCACGCAUAGAGAAGCUUACAUACGAGCUCCUUCUCGAGGUUCUCGACCAUCUUGAGCUACACGAAGAAUAUGUCCUUUCAUGCACGAGCUGGAUAAUGCGUCAAACUGUAAGAGGACUGAGGAAGAUGGAGAGCUGGGGAGGGAGAGUCUCACACCUGUCUCGCCAGGAGAGGCUCAGAUUCCUCACCGGCAUCGCAACCUUUGUGCCCGAUAAGUGGGCUUGCAAGGCCUGCUGCAAGCUUCACCAGGUAGACGAGUCCGACUUCCCCCUGGUAGAAAACGACCCCGUACAUCGCCCUCGGUCAAAUGAUCGCGAUCAGUACCCUUGCCCCUUCGGGCCUCCUUCCAGCAUCGUCAUUGCCAGCCACGAGUUUCACUAUGUCCACGUCCAGAUGGCACUAAAGCUCAACCGGAUGGGCAUGACCGACCAUCCGUACUACGAAAAGCUCAUGCGCGUCAACGAAUGCUCAGCACUACGUAUACGGCGGACGCACGCCCACCGCCGUCUCGGCAGCCAUUCUAUGAUCCCGAAAAUCGUCGAUGGCAGGUUCCUCUUCCAGACCAAAGUGAUCUUAGACUUCGAGGCGACGACCUGUCGAUUCGAAGAACUGGAUACCCUCUGGCUCCAGGACACUAUGUGCGCGUGCAUAUCGCGGACCUUGUACAGGGAUUUUCAGCGGGAUGGCGGAGGACGACUCGAACCCGGAACUAACGAGACGAUGCUUUACUGCACAAACUGCCGUACCGAAUGCUCGACCGUGGUGAAAGACACUGGGUUCGAAAUCACCUUUUGGUACGACCUGGGCGCGUACGGAUCCCCAGACGAUUUCCCAUGGACGAUGGACCCGUCGACCCUGGAUAUGAGACUACGGAACGACGGAGCGAUGUCGGCUGCGCCUGGCAGCAUUCGUGACCUGUGGGAGCAGGAUGAAGAUUAG
This is a messenger RNA of Colletotrichum karsti, 1323 nucleotides long. RefSeq lists its product as uncharacterized. The record is from RefSeq and is a predicted model, not a curated record. NCBI's taxonomy places the organism in Eukaryota, Fungi, Ascomycota, Sordariomycetes, Glomerellales, Glomerellaceae. Gene Ontology annotation, molecular function: protein binding. Bases 1 to 1323 code for a protein of 440 amino acids. The transcript has a single exon.